Messenger RNA from Ceratosolen solmsi marchali, 8269 nucleotides. It is a transcript of the gene hiw, whose product is annotated as MYC binding protein highwire. The record is from RefSeq and is a predicted model, not a curated record. The transcript has 29 exons. Gene Ontology annotation, molecular function: ubiquitin protein ligase activity. Bases 65 to 7846 code for a protein of 2593 amino acids. Gene Ontology annotation, cellular component: plasma membrane; nucleus. NCBI's taxonomy places the organism in Eukaryota, Metazoa, Arthropoda, Insecta, Hymenoptera, Agaonidae. Gene Ontology annotation, biological process: regulation of synaptic assembly at neuromuscular junction; axon guidance.
CUCUGGAUUGAAAAACCUUGAAAUCGAAUUGUCCUUUCUUGGCGGAGCUUGUGCAGCAAGUCUGAUGAAAAAGAAUCUCAACUUACCACUAGUUUUUACGGAGGAAGCUGAAGAGGACGUGGAGCUUGCGAACGAGACGGCUAAGCGGACGUUUUCCAUGCAUUCGGCUCUACUUGGACGCGGCUUUUCCCUCUCAUCGCCACCUACAGUGACCCAAGCACUCGACGGUGUUCUUCCUUACAGCUGCCACUCGAACGAGCGUCUCUUCCUGCGGGACUUUGUGUCGUGCACGUCGGGCACGAGCGGUGGCAGACUCGCCCGAUGGCUCCAACCGGACAGCUACGUCGACCCCGCCAAGUGCGAGGUCCUCUACGCCCGCGAGGAGAUGCGCUACGGGUGGCCGGCGAUCGUGACCGUCGUCACCAGGGACCAGUACGGGGAAGUCGUCCACGUGCGGGGUUUGAGGAUCGAAGCGAAGGCUGUACCGAUCGACAAGCGCGACCUCACGGAGCCCGAUCAUGGCAAAAAGAUCCGUCGUGUAUCGCAACCGGAUCCCAUGACAUUCGGCGGCCAUCCCCAGCCGUCGCUCGAGGUGCCCUACGAGGUGACGGUCCUCGACGAUCCUUACAAGGUCAGCUUCCACGCCAUUACCAUAAUGAAGGCCUAUCGGAAUUAUUCGUUCGAAGAGCUGCGCUUCACGUCCUCAGCCUUCAAGCGAUCGAGCGAGACAAUGACGGUGACUGCGAACGGUGACGGGACCUUCCAGGCGAAUUGGACCCCCUUCUCCGUCGGCUGGUACUCCAUUCAAAUAAGCAUCGAUGGAUAUGAUAUGGAGGACAACUAUAAAGUGGAAGUGAAAAGGCCGCCACAGGGCAUGGAGCUACCAGCGUUGAAUAUCGCUAAGAAACCUCAGCAUCUGCCAAGCAGAGUUCGAAGAUUCAUGGCAAAGAAUACCGCUGGUCUUAGAAUUAGGGCCCAUCCGUCCCUCCAGAGCAAGCAGAUCGGCAUAAUACCGCUUAAUGGCACGGUAGUUUAUUGCGAUGAGAUUCAUAAUGACGAUGGUGUGUGGCUUCGGCUGAAUGCUGAAACGAUAACAAAAUUCUGUACGAGCGGACAUUUGGAAGCUUGGUGUUUACAGUACAAUCAACAUUUAGGAAAAACUUUAUUAUUAGCGGUGGACGAACCGAAAACUUCAUUGCAGCAAAUCACAAAACCAGCAAUAUUACCGAAAAAAUCGGAUUUAAGCGAAGAGUUAGUACCUAAACGAAAACUAAUAGCGUUUGAUAAUGGGAAAACGAUGGCAGUUAUAACCUGCGGUGCCUCUGGUCAUAAUAUACGAAGCAAACCAAGUUUGAAAGCUGCGGUCGUUGGGAUGUUGGCUUUAGGCAAUACAGUUACCAUUCAAGAAUAUUUUGUUAAUAAAUAUGGUACUUGGGUGCGAAUCGAUACCGAGUCGGCCAAUAAGUAUUGCUUCGAAACCGAAGGUGAGGCUUGGUCAUUGGCCAUCAAUAAACUUGAAGUAGCUUAUAUGAAAAUCACGCAAGCCGCUGAUGAUGAUCUGGAAAAGAAAUCAGUAUUAUCCGAGCAAACUUCUUUCAAUCAGAAUCAAGCCUCGAAACAUUUGACUUCAGCUCCCUCGACCAGUCAAACUAAUGAUCUGUCCGCCGAUCAAUAUCAAGUCAAUUCCUUUCAAAACUCUGCAUUGUCAGCUCCCAAUGGUAGCGGCACCGUUGAUGGCAUCAAUAAUUCUUUUCUCAUCGGUACCUUGACUAAUGAUUCAAAGCAACAACAAGAACAUCAGCAGAAACAACAACAACAAGAACAAGAAGAAGAACAGCAACAACAUCAGCAACAAAAGCAACAACAGCAGCGUCAUCAUGAAUCGCAGGCCGGGAGUGAAAAGUAUAGUAAAACGACAGCUACGAGCAUGUUGGACAAAUCUAUCGAAUCCUUAGCAAAAUCCUCAAAAAAUCAUUUGAAAGAGAGAACAGUAAAGGAGCGCGAAAGUGGAGGAAGUGGAAUCGGAGGAGGCGGAAAAUUUAGCGUUUUGCAAAAGUGGCUAAGGGGUGACGAUAAGUCGCACGGAGAAAAAAGGAUCUCACCCGGAAGGGACUUUUCGGAAUUUGUCGGAGUCUCGGUUAAAGAAUUAGUAAAGGCGAUGGGCGAGAGUCGAGCAAAUGGUAAUAACUCAACGCCACCGGAAACGCCUCGGCGAACGUCGGGCAGCUCAUCCCCGAAGAAUCCUCAAACUAGUUCACCGCGAGUCACCAGUCGAUCUUCCAGUCCAGUUGCGAUACCUGCAGGGUCCAGUCGUCUGCCGUUCGGUUUUGGUCUUUUUCCAUCCGCUGUUAAUACUCAAGUGUCAGGUGGUAUGGCGGACAGUGGGACUUCGAAUCGCUGCGGCUCGACGCAGAGUGACACGAGCGCAUUGGUCAGCAGCCUCACUCGGGAUCCUUCGCAGUCACCUAAUGGCGUCAGUUCCAUGGCUAAUACCACGAGGGACAUUUCACCCAGUCCGAGUUGCAGCUCCUUGCACAUGAGGUCCGAGGAAAGCACGUCCAGUCCUUCGGACAAUUCGAAGAAAGAGCAGAGAGACUCCCAAGACGCUUUCAAAAAAGUUUCCGAGGCACAAACGCAAACGAGUCCCGGAAGUACAGCUACAAAGAAAGGUCAUUUUACCAAUAAUUCGACAAAUCACAAAGAAGAUCGAAACCUAACGAAGAUCUACCGCCGUGAUCAUACAAAAGUAGCAAAAUCAAAGGCAAAGCGUACAAUAUCUCCGGCGAGUAAUCAGCAAAGCUCUAGUCCAAAUCGCACUCUAAAUCUCAACAAAGAAAAGGUAAAGGAAGCAAUAAGUCCCUCGGUGGCCGAGUGCCUUCGCGCCGUUUUCGCGGCAUUUCUCUGGCACGAGGGUGUCGUGCACGACGCCAUGGCCUGUGCCAGCUUCCUAAAGUUUCAUCCGAGUUUGCCGAAGCAGGGCGCUCUCGUAGUGACGCGGCAGACGCCGCCGUCGAGCAACGAGCAGCAGAGGUCGAAGAUGACGCGGGAGGAGCGUGCGAGGCAGAGGCACUCGGUCGAGGUGACGAACGACGGCAAUUAUUUGUACAUACAGCCAAGCACUUUGGAGAGCCUUACGAGAUCAGCGGCAAAUGCCAAUGCCAAUAGGAAUAAAAAGAAAGCGGAGUGUGCGUUUAAGGACGAGAGCGCGAUGGGAGCCAACAAGCUAACGUCUCUGCCGGAAUUCACGACCGUUACAGUUUUACCACCAGCCCUGAAAAACCUCGUGUUCCUCUGGGAGGAGCUCAGCGUAAGCAGCUUGCAAGCUAUAAACGAGCAAAGCGUACUUCCCAGUCCAAUUGUCCAGCCAGCAAAUUUGAAGCUCCCGAAACGCCUGGCGAAUGAAAUUCCCUCUAAAAUUACGGAGUCUAGUCCGGCGAAAGAGAACAACGUAAGCGAUAAACGCGAGAAGAAGAAUAUGAGGGAUAAGAAAGAAUGGAAACCCGUGGUAAAGACUUCGGGGGCGGACCCUUUGGGAGGAAUUGAGAAGGAAACGAUUUGCGAACUUUGUGGGCUGAUGUUUCCCCAUCCGGUAACCUAUCACAUGAAACUUAUGCACCCAGGAUGUGGAUGGCAUUCUGGGGGUAACGGCUACAAUAGCGGAGGCAAUUAUUGCGUUGGAUGGGCUGGUAAUUGCGGUGAUGGCGGCGGAGGGGGAAGCUCCUGGUACCUGCUUUGUGAUACGUGUCGCGAUAAGUACUUGAAAGCAAAAAAGAAUAAGCGCCACAGGCGCAUCAUAGGCGACACAAACAGAUUCAUGUCGCCAAUCGCGUCUCCAGAGUGCAACGACACUCAUAUAAUAGUCAAGAACAACGCGAUGUUCCUGCUGGAUUUGUCAAGUGCAGCCGGAAUAAGCAUACCAAAGCAGCAACGCAGACACUCGCAAGCCCUGAGUGCAGUCGCGGAGAACUACAGUCCACCGGAAGUGGCUGGGCCCUUUCCCUCGACCGGUCCAUUUCAGUGUCUGCACGCUUUGGGUGUCCAGAACUCGCAGAGCAACGAGGAGAGGUUCUACGAGGAGAUGUUGAGGCACCAGGGGGGACAGCAAACCUCGUACGACAGUGGCAAUAAUGGAUUGACCCCGUUGUCCGAGUGUCCAGUGAGCGACAGUGACAGUGACAGUGGAAAGAAUCGAGGAAUGUUUCAUCGGUCCGUUUCUAUGUCGACCGGAGCACCAUGGGUAAAAAAUAGUAACGAUGGUCGAAUAGUCAUGAUGAGAAAGAGGAACAAAAGCAGUAGUGAAUUAACCAAUGAUGCUGGCUCAUCAUUGCUCUGCUAUCCAUCGGCUGCGCUUCAAAAGCUGGUCCCAUCAAUGGACCAGACGGCAAUAGUUUCGACCAACGACAGUAAGGACGUAGCCGAUAAUAACGAUCGCGUGGACCUGCUCACGAGGCCUGUGAUGCUCUUCGUCCUUCAGCAGCACAAUCUUCAUCACCUGCAGUUUGCCAUGAAGCAGGCACUCAGGCGCGCUGCAUGUCGGGUCUACGCGAUGCAGGCGCUCAAUUGGCUAUUGAGGAGCGUCACACAACCAAUCUGCCUUCACGACUUGCUGUGGUGGUUUGUCGCCUCGCUCACGCCCAUCGUAUCCGACUCCGUGGAUGUUAACGAAGACGAUAAUCGAAAAAGAUGCGUAGAGAAGAGGAAGGAUCACGAUAUGGUUGGAGUGUGCGAGCAUCCCUUAAGUGAUUUGAUAAUUGCUGGCGAGGCAUCAAAUCCUUUACCUACUGCUUUUCACACCUUAUUGCAAACAAUUGCCGAUUUAAUGCGCUUACCUCCGCCCGGUUCACCGUUACAACAGGCCGCCAUUAGAUGUUGGGCCAUUCAGUUCACCCCUGCUGAUCAUACGUUUCUACAUAGAAGUCACGUCUUCAGCAACAUCAGUAAAAUACUUUCACGCUCGGAGGAAGAGGAGGAUGCCACGAUAAGCAUGCACAAGAGCCACCAAUCGAAUUUCUCCGGUCAGUCUUUGAGCUCCGUUGAAACUCUGAAGGACUUGACACCGGGGAUAGAAAUCAAAACAUCCAGCAGACAAGCGAUGGUCAGCAGCCUCACUGAUAACACUACAGAAACCUUUUGGGAAUCGGGAGAUGAGGAUAGAAACAAAACAAAAGCGAUUACAAUUAUCUGUGGGCCGCAUUCGUUUCCCAGGAUGAUUUAUCUUCACAUCGACAAUUGCCGAGAUUUAACUCACAAAGUAUCUAGUGUUAUAUUUCAAUCGGGCAUCGAUACUGAUGAAAUGAUCAAAUUGAAGACCGUUGAAAUAGAAAGUAGAUCGAGUGGAUGGGUAAAUUGUCCAAUUUUAAAUCCCAGACACGUUGUAGUUGGCUUACAACUAAAAGGGCCAGACAAUUCAUUGAGAGUAAGACAAAUUCGCGUGUUGGGAGAAAUUGAAGGAGAAUCUCUUAAAACUGGAAAGCAUCUUAAUGCUCUAACCAUUCAACAAAAGAAUUGCGAAUCAGAAACCUUGAAAGUUUUCCGUUCAAUAUCAUCACAGGUUUUUGGAAAAUUAAUACAAGGGGAGCAGCAAAAUCAAGGAAUAAUUUCAUCUUUAGUCGUUGAAGCAAAUAACGAAGAACUGGAAGAAAGUAACGAACUUCGCGAGCAUAUGGUGGGGAUUUUAUUUAGCAGGAGUAAAUUAACGCAUCUCCAAAAACAAGUUUGCACACACAUUGUGCAAGCCAUUCGGAAAGAAACGAUCCGUCUCAGGGAAGAGUGGGAAAAUCUUUUGUGUUCACCAACACCAGUUAAUAGUUUAAUAAGUGAUAAUAGCGACAUACCAAAAGCUGCAGAUACCUAUUGUUUUGAAAUGUUGUCGAUGGUUCUGGCUUUGAGUGGCAGCUCAGUAGGAAGAAACUACCUCUCUCAUCAAUGUGGACUUCUUAAAGAUCUCUUAAGUUUGUUACAUACGGGUUCAGCAAGAGUACAAAGACAGGUGACAUCGCUCCUUCGUAGGAUUUUACCUGAAAUUAAACCCGAGGUAUUGGCUAACGUUGUCGGUGCAAAUAAACUGCCACCUUCAGAUUUUAGUAUCAUCUCUGUAACACCCAAUGGAUAUUCUCAUUCGAUGGAUUUUGACGAGCACAGUUUGGGUAUUUUAGACGUUUUCCUUAGUUGUAUUGCUAAAGCUUUGACUGUGCAAGUGAAAGUGAAAGAUAAAGAAAAUAACGGCAAGGCUCUUCAGUCAAUUUCUUUGGCUACGAGCAUUCAUCCAAAGAGCUUUGUAGGGCUACGGUGGUGGCUAAGAGGAUGUAUUAUGAGAAAGUUGGCCGAAGAGAUCAUACAACUUUUAAAGGACAUGGCUUCGGGUAAAUUAUCAGAGGCUUGGGCCUCUGUCACGAAAGCUGCUAUUGCAGAAAAUAUCUUGAACCUCACUAGAAUGGACGAGAAGAACAGAGAUCCAACGAAAUGUUUGCGGUCCCCAACUUUAUGGUUGGCAUUGUCUUCCCUCUGCGUCUUAGAUUCUGAUCACGUUGAACGAUUAUCUUCUGGGCAAUGGAGUAGUGCCGAUGGACAACCACCGCCUCCUAGACCUACGUGCAGUAACCACGACGAUGGCGAGACGACGGCAAUAAUCCAAUGUAAUAUCUGUGGCAAUUUGUGUGCCGACUGUGAUCGAGUCUUACAUCUGCACCGCAGAACGCGCAUGCACAUGCGACAGGUUUGCAAGGAGGAGGAGGAGGCAAUACGCGUGGAUCUACAUGAGGGUUGUGGGCGUAUGAAAUUAUUCUGGAUCCUGAUUUUAGCAGACAGCCAAACGUUAAAAGCUUUGGUCGAGUUUCGUGAUGGACCGCCGCAGAAGCCAGUCGGAGCUACGUCGGGUGUAUGCCGAUUUUGCGGGACAACGGGUAACAGUGGCCUCCUGGCGAUCGGCAACAUCUGCUCGGAUCACGAGUGCCAGGAGCACGCGAAGAAUGCCUGCAGCAAGGUACAGCCUUGCGGUCACAUGUGCGGGGGUGUACGGGACGAACGGCCUUGCUUACCUUGUCUACAUCGGUGUGCGCCGACCUCCGAUCUCAAGCAGGAUGCCGACGACAUGUGCAUGAUCUGCUUCAGCGAGGCUCUCGCUUGUGCGCCUGCGAUUCAGUUGCAGUGCGGUCAUGUCUUUCAUCUGCAUUGCUGUAGGACGGUACUGAUGAAGGGCUGGGUUGGGCCGAGGAUCACCUUUAGUUUUGCGCUCUGUCCAAUCUGUAAGCUGUCGAUGGAGAAUCGCAAUCUCGCCGAGCAACUCUCGACUAUUAAAGUGCUUUACGAGGACGUGAAGAGGAAAGCUCUUAUGAGGUUGGAGUACGAAGGCCUUCACAAAGCCGAGGCGGUGAUAACUCCUGGUGGCCGCUAUUACCAGGAUCCAGCUUCUUAUGCCAUGGAUCGAUACGCUUAUUACGUGUGCUACAAGUGUCAAAAAGCGUAUUAUGGGGGUGAGGCUCGCUGCGACGUCCAGCAGGGCGGUGAAUCCUUCGACCCCACGGAACUUGUCUGCGGUGGCUGUAGUGACGUAGCACGGGCCCAAAUGUGCCCUAAGCACGGGACUGACUUUCUCGAAUACAAGUGCCGCUACUGCUGCUCCGUAGCCGUCUUCUUUUGCUUCGGCACCACCCACUUUUGCAAACCGUGCCACGAUGAUUUCCAAAUGGUCACCAACAUCACGAAAAGCGAGCUGCCCUCGUGUCCUGCAGGUGCCAAGGCGAAGCAAUUGGAAGGCGAAGAAUGUCCACUUCAUAUAAAGCAUCCACCAACGGGUGAAGAAUUUGCUCUUGGUUGUGGUAUUUGCCGUAAUGCCCAGACCUUUUAAGCAACUUGAGAGCGCAUGAGCUACAAGCUUAUCGAAGAAGAGUCUCGAUUGGGCUUUGCAGAUUUGAAACGUGAUAAAUAUAGAGAUUACCGUUAACUAAACUUAUAAUAUGAUUGAACGAAAACUUCCUAUUCGUAUUUUUCUUCUCAAUGAUAUUUAUUAAGUGAAAUAUUAAUAAUAAUGACGAAGAACGAUUGGAAUUGAAUAAUACUGAAUUAAAGUAGGCACGACUCGUUAAAACCGAAGGUUCAUGCGAUAAACACUUAAUAAAUCGUGUAAUAAUAGGCAUGUAAAAUAUUUAAAAAGGAACAAAGUGUUGACUAGGGGCUAUUAAUGCCCAAAGAUCGUUGGUUUUUCCAUUGUGAAUGUAAAGUUAUGCGAUAAUCCAUAUAAAAAGAAUAUUUGUUUGAAUGGCGCACGAAA